AUGUUGGCAAAAGCAUUUGCAAGCCUACCAAAUAAUUCUCUGAAUGAACGAUUCACGCUUCUGGAAACCCAUAGCAAAAAAUUUCAGUUUUUAUAUGACAUUUUAAAACUCAAGGAUAUAGAUGACAAAACGCUAGAAAAUUAUUGUUCCAGUCUUGAGUUUAUACUUUCGGUUGAAAAUGAAACAGAUAUAAAUGCAAAUGACCUUAGAGAAGAAUUGCGUGAUGUAUCCAGAAUGCUACCAUAUUCUACGAAACCUUUGGAUGUUUUAAAUUAUUUAUGCCAAAAUAGCUUAAUUAGUUUGUAUCCAAAUACUGUUGUAGCUCUGAGAAUUUUAUUAACUCUCCCUGUAUCUGUAGUUAGUGGGGAAAGAAGUUUCUCCAAAUUAAAAUUAAUAAAAAACUACUUAAGAAGUUCAAUAGGACAAACAAAACUUAAAAAUCUGGCAUUAAUUUCUAUUGAAUCUGCAAUGGCUAGCACUCUAGACUACACAUCAGUAAUUAACAAAUUUGCUAAAGUUAAAGUUAGAAGAGUAAAGCUGUAA
Molecule: messenger RNA, 543 nt
Organism: Hydra vulgaris (swiftwater hydra)
Lineage: Eukaryota; Metazoa; Cnidaria; Hydrozoa; Anthoathecata; Hydridae
Molecular function (GO): protein dimerization activity
Source: RefSeq, a predicted model, not a curated record